AUGGCUGCGCAAUCCAAUCUCCGGAGAACGGCGGCGGAGAAUGCGGUCGCCGCCUUCACCGAGAAAUGGUCGGCCAUCGUGCGUGGUAGGUUGCGCAAAACCUCGCGGACGACGCGCCUCCUUGCAACACUCUCCUUGGCCGUCGCCAUCGUUCUGGGGGCCGAGGGUACGCGGCGCCGAUGGAGGAGGCAGCACCACGAACGCGAGCAGGGCAGCAAGCUUGUCCGGACAAACUCAUGGCUUCAUAACAAAGACGGGUCGCGGACUAUAUACGUACCGUACAAGGAGGGCACGACCAAGGUGACCAUCAACACCACCAAGCCCCUCACCUUUGAGGCCCAUCGCCGCCUCUUCCUCAACCCGCCGCGCGUCUCUGGCCUGGCCGACGGAACGGUCCCCUCCGCUCAGACCAAGCCUGGCUUGAACUUGGCUUUCUUGCACCAAUUCCUCAGCCUCAUGAGCAUCAUGAUUCCUCGCUGGUCGAGCAAGGAGGCCGGCCUGCUCCUCAGCCACGGCAUUUUCCUCAUGCUUAGGACCUACCUUUCGCUCGUCGUUGCGCGACUGGACGGCGAGCUCGUCAGAGACCUUGUCGCCGGCAAUGGAAAGGCCUUUCUCUGGGGUAUCCUCAAGUGGUGUGGCCUGGGCGGCUUCGCAUCCUACACAAACGCCAUGAUCAAGUACCUUGAAUCGAAGGUUUCCAUUGCCUUCCGCACCCGCUUGACGAGGUACAUCCAUGAUCUGUACUUGAAUGACAACCUGAACUACUACAAGCUAUCCAACCUCGACGGCGGCGUCGGCCAAGGGGCCGACCAGUUCAUCACGCAAGACUUGACCCUCUUCUGUGCCGCUGCUGCAAAUCUAUACUCAUCCUUGGGUAAGCCGUUUGUGGAUCUCUGCGUUUUCAGCUUCCAGCUCUACCGCUCGCUCGGCCCCUUGGCCCUUUCAGGAUUGAUGAGCAACUACUUCCUGACGGCAAGCAUCCUGCGCCGGCUAUCGCCACCGUUUGGCAAGCUCAAGGCAGUCGAGGGCCGCAAAGAGGGCGACUUCCGCAGCCUCCACGCCCGGCUGCUGGCGAACGCCGAGGAAGUGGCGUUCUAUGGCGGUGCCGACAUGGAGAAGACGUUUCUCAACAAGGAGUACAAGUCACUGAAGACGUGGAUGGAAGGAAUCUACAUGCUCAAGAUCCGGUACAACAUCCUGGAGGACUUCAUCCUCAAGUACAGCUGGAGUGCGUAUGGUUACCUGCUGGCAUCGCUACCGGUCUUCCUGCCCGCCUGGGGUGGCAUCGGCGGAGCCUCCGAGAUGGUGGAGAGCGCCGAGAAGGGCGGCCGAGAACGCAACCGGAUGAAAGACUUCAUCACCAACAAAAGGCUCAUGCUUUCGCUUGCCGAUGCGGGCGGUCGCAUGAUGUACUCGAUCAAGGAUCUGGCCGAGCUCGCGGGGUACACGAGCAGAGUGUACACCCUCGUCUCCACUCUGCACCGUGUCCAUGCCGGUGCGUACUACAUGCGAGGCGGUCAGACCGAGCUCUUCUCCCUUUCCGAUGUCCAGGGAACAAUUCAGAAGGGCUUCGAUGGCGUGCGGUUCGAAAACGUGCCUGUCGCCGCCCCGGGACUCUGGCCACAGGGUGGAGAGGAGCUUGUGGAGUCGCUGUCCAUGAUUGUUCGGAGUGGCGAGCAUCUCUUGGUUUCCGGGCCCAACGGCGUUGGGAAAAGCGCGAUCGCGCGCAUCCUCGCCGGCCUUUGGCCUGUGUACCGAGGGUUGGUCAGUCGGCCCAAGAGCAUUGGCCAAGACGGCAUCAUGUUUCUGCCGCAGAGGCCGUAUCUCAGUCCUGGAACGUUGCGCGACCAGGUCAUCUACCCCGAUGGGCAUGUUGACAUGAAGGAAAAGCGAAAGUCGGAGGAUGACUUGCAGAGGAUCCUUGACGAAGCAAAGCUGGGCUACCUGCCUGACCGCGAAGGUGGAUGGGACACGCGAAAGGAGUGGAAGGACGUGCUGAGCGGGGGGGAGAAGCAGAGGAUGCAGUUUGCCAGGCUCCUAUAUCACGAGCCGCAGUAUGCCGUGGUGGACGAGGGCACGAGCGCUGUGUCGAGCGACGUUGAGGGGCUUCUAUAUGAAACGUGCAAAGGCAAAGGAAUCACGCUCAUCACGAUUUCAACGCGAGCAUCACUCAAGAAGUACCACACCUUUAACCUGGUGCUUGGCUUGGGAGAGAAGGGUGACCAGUGGGAAUUCGAACGGAUAGGGACAGAGCGAGAGAAGAUGCAGGUAGAGAAAGAGCUGCAGGAGCUCCGUGAGCGGCUUGCCCAGGUGGAUGAGUGGAAGACGCGGCGAGACGAAAUCGAACAAGAACUGGCCUCAGUUUGGACGGACAAGGGCGAGGCGUUGAGCGCACCCAGUUAUAUAGGGGCAUCUGAGCAUUCCUUGGAAGCUCCGUAG
This is a messenger RNA of Drechmeria coniospora, 2439 nucleotides long. RefSeq names its product lipid transporter. The transcript is spliced from 4 exons. Gene Ontology annotation, cellular component: peroxisomal membrane. Gene Ontology annotation, molecular function: ABC-type transporter activity; ATP binding; ATP hydrolysis activity. NCBI's taxonomy places the organism in Eukaryota, Fungi, Ascomycota, Sordariomycetes, Hypocreales, Ophiocordycipitaceae. The record is from RefSeq and is a predicted model, not a curated record. The coding region runs from base 1 to 2439 and encodes 812 amino acids. Gene Ontology annotation, biological process: very long-chain fatty acid catabolic process; long-chain fatty acid import into peroxisome; peroxisome organization.